AUGAUCAUCAAUGAUCUUAGUGCCGUGAAGCUCGUUGAGGGCGUCCGCGUAGUGUUAAAGUUGGAGGUCUUAUAUGCUUCCUGGAGAAGGACAUAUGCUUUAAGCGUGGAGUUACAGUUCUGGAAAUGCGCCGCGGGACUGGCUUUGUAUAUAGUACUGAGAACUACAAUUAGAGUUAUAUGUGUUCUUGUUGAGUGGGUAGAGUACUACUAUCACCAGCAUGAACAGCCAGUAUACGUAUGUUUUCAUCUUCAUCCUCGGGAUAAAGAACUGGUUCUUCUGGAAGAGUAUAUUUGCCCUGAAGCAGGUCCCAUGUGUCCGGAUUUCAUGAGUUUAGCCUGGCCUUUAAGCUUAGGAACAGCUUUAGAUAUGUUGAUAUCGAACGGGUCUUUGGACGGCGUCAUUAUCGCCGUGGAGGCUUUCCUACCCGCGAAACCGCGUAUAGUAGCGAUUUGA
Molecule: messenger RNA, 456 nt
Organism: Aspergillus neoniger CBS 115656
Lineage: Eukaryota; Fungi; Ascomycota; Eurotiomycetes; Eurotiales; Aspergillaceae
Exons: 6
Coding region: 1-456 (151 amino acids)
Source: RefSeq, a predicted model, not a curated record